Harmonia axyridis is the source of this 2033-nucleotide messenger RNA. RefSeq names its product battenin (gene Cln3). The transcript has 8 exons. The coding region runs from base 373 to 1587 and encodes 404 amino acids. Gene Ontology annotation, biological process: lysosome organization; regulation of intracellular pH. The record is from RefSeq and is a predicted model, not a curated record. Gene Ontology annotation, cellular component: lysosome; membrane. Lineage: Eukaryota; Metazoa; Arthropoda; Insecta; Coleoptera; Coccinellidae.
AAUGAUUGAAACAUUCCAGAAUAUAAUCUAUCAAUCCAGUUAAGCUCCUGUAAUUGUGAAUUGUGAUCAGUUGACCAAACUCCGAUAUUGAUCGUAUUCUCGCAACAAUCAACUUUUUCUAAUCUUGAUCUUUUAUCUAUGAACAUCUCGAGAAGAGGUUACUGGUUCACAAUUGUCCAGUCCACCUGUGUCGAUCAUUCCCAAAUUUUGAUUUAUGGUUGAAGGUACAGCCCAGGUAGAUUCGACUGCGUUGCUACACAAACAGUGUCUCCGAAUAUUUACUUUGAGUUUUGUAGUGUAUGUGUUUCGGUGCUCGAAGAUUAGGAAAAAACUUUAGUGCCAAUAAUCUUGAGCGAAGGUUACAAAGGUGCAAUGGCGGACUUUCGGAGUCAAACGGAACUUGUGGAUGAAGUGACACCUUUAAAAAAGAAAUCAACUCAUUGGCGAGGGCUGGUUGCCUAUUGGAUCCUUGGACUAUGCAACAAUUUCGGUUAUGUUGUGAUGCUCACAGCAGCUGACGAUAUUAUCAAAAGUCACUCUGACAGUCAUGACGAGAGGAAAGGUGCAAGAGAUUGUAUACACUUGUCAACUGGGGCUAUUUUGUUAGCUGACAUACUUCCAGCGUUGUUUGUUAAAUUGUUAGCCCCUUUUAUACCAUUUUUUGUUCACGUUCGUGUAGGUCUGUGCAUUAUAGUAGCUGGUGCGGGGUUCCUCAUGGUUGCCUUCAGUGAUAAUAUAACCAUGUCCAUAGCAGGAGUGGUGCUGACAUCCUUCUGCUCUGGUUUAGGGGAAGUGACCUUCUUGCAGUACAGUGCAUUUUAUGACAAGAAUGUUGUAUCUACGUGGAGUUCUGGAACAGGUGGUGCUGGAGUAAUCGGUGCAGCAACAUACACAAUUCUGAACACUUUUGGAAUGAAGAACACAUUAUUGAUCAUGUUGAUUGUUCCAAUAACUAUGGGAAUUUCAUUCUGGAUUAUUCUUCCCCGACCCUCUGAUGAAGACAAGAAAAUGGUGGAAAUCCAAAAGAGAGUUAACUUAGAAGAAGUUGAUAGCCCUUUGAGAAGUUUCUCCAAAAAAGUGAAAAAGAUACCAAGCCUAAUGAAGUUUAUCAUACCUUUAUGUACUGUAUACUUAUUCGAGUACUUCAUAAAUCAAGGAACUUUCGAGUUGAUAAAAAUCAAAAAUGACUUCGUUCAUCCUGAUAAACAGUAUCAUUGGCUUCAAGUGGAUUAUCAGAUUGGAGUAUUUUUGUCUAGGUCAUCUGUGAAUUUAUUCCAUGUCAGACAUAUUUGGGUAUUCUCUUUACUGCAGCUGUUGAAUGUAGUUAUCUUCACAACAGAAGCUAUGUAUUAUUACAUUCCAUACUUUUGGAUUAUUCUGGCUCUCACAUUUUGGGAAGGCCUUUUGGGAGGUGCAGCAUAUGUCAACACAUUUUACAGGAUUUCUGCAGAGUCCAAGGAGGAAGAUAAACAAUUCUCCCUAGCUGCUACCUCAUUCUCAGAUAGUAUUGGGAUCAGCAUGGCUGGAGUUCUUGCUAUAUAUGCUCAUAACAAAAUCUGUGAUAUGCCACUUCCAAGUGGUGCAUAAUAAUGUAUCAGUAUUAUUCGGCAUUCCGAAAAUUGAAUUUCAAACUCGGGACAUUUUUUCCGGUAUAUAUAUUAUAUUCUCUCGUAAUUAGUUAAGAUACGAAAAAUUUGUUUCGAAAAACGAAUUCAAGACUGGAAUAACUCAAUUAAUUUAUUUGUACGAUCGAUUUCUCAUUUUUUUUUAUUCAACUCAACCAGAUAUCUUCGUUCAAGGACUUCAUUGAAGAUUUGGCAUCUUUUCAGAAGUUAUGAGUUCGAUAUAAAACUCAAGAAAUAAUUUCCAGGCAAUGCUCAAGAUUAUGUAUGUCUUAGCAAACUAAUGAACGUAGUAUUUUUUAAUAGGAAUAAAAAAAACUCCAGUCCUAAUUUUAGUGAUUACUAUUAUGAAAUUAUAAAGGUUUCUAUUGUGAAAUAUAUUUUUUUUUAAUAAACAAUCUUUUCAUUAUA